UUAUAUACAUACAUACAUAUAUAUAUAUAUAUCUAUCAUACUACUAUAAAAUUUCCCAACUUUAGCUCUCAACUGACUCAAUUACAAGUAGGCCACCACCAAAGUUAGCCUUCCACAUUUUCUAAUUCACAAAACCCCUUUCCUUUUCUAAAUAUCCGUCUCUCUCUCUCUAAAACUGGGUGGGAAGAUAUAUAAUUUCUGUGUAGAGAGAGAGAGAGAGAGAUGAGUGGUAAUGAUAAUGGAGGUGGGCCUUGUGGUGCCUGUAAGUUCCUUAGGCGGAAGUGUGUGAAAGGGUGCAUAUUUGCACCAUAUUUUGACCCGGACCAAGGCACGGCUCACUUUGCUGCAGUGCACAAGGUGUUUGGGGCGAGCAAUGCUUCCAAGCUGCUGCUCAGAAUACCGGCUCACAACCGUCUCGACGCGGUUGUCACGCUCUGUUAUGAGGCUCUCGCUAGGGUUAGAGACCCUGUUUAUGGCUGUGUUGGCCAUAUCUUUACUCUCCAACAACAGGUAGCUAAUUUACAGGCGGAAUUGGCAUAUGUUCAAGCUCAUCUUUCCACCUUGCAGCGUCUCCCUCUUCCGGCUCCUCGGCCAGAAAGUCCUCCACCGGCUAACAUUCAGUCCUCUUCGGACAUGGGAUCCACUUACGACACAUCAAUGCAUUUUGAUCUUCCUUCACUGUCACAGAAUGGAUCGACGUCAGAAAUGGUGAGUUUGUGUAGCCCUAUUGAUCAAGAGCUCGAAGAUGGUGAUCUUCAAACUUUAGCUCGCGAAUUCGUUGUGUCUAGAUACUUGCCAGGAGUAGGUGUCCGGCCCUCGAGUUCCCAGUGAAAAUUAAUGUAGUGGUUCUGAACUCAAAAUUAUGCAUCCUUUUUUCUAACUAUAUUAGCACAUUUUGUAUU
Cornus florida is the source of this 902-nucleotide messenger RNA. Its product is annotated as LOB domain-containing protein 19. The transcript is spliced from 2 exons. Lineage: Eukaryota; Viridiplantae; Streptophyta; Magnoliopsida; Cornales; Cornaceae. Gene Ontology annotation, biological process: hormone-mediated signaling pathway; positive regulation of DNA-templated transcription. The coding region runs from base 223 to 831 and encodes 202 amino acids. The record is from RefSeq and is a predicted model, not a curated record. Gene Ontology annotation, cellular component: nucleus.